CAAGCCAUUAAUAUCAUAAAUUCAUUUUCUCGUAGCCUAGUUUCAUUCUCAGUAUUAAUCAAGUCGUUGUUCUAUUCAGAAGUAAGUCGAAAAAAAAAAUGAUUGAAGAAGAUGAUUACAACAUUGUGUCAGACAUAGAAGAAUUAGAAUGGGAAUAUUUUGAUCGUAGACCUGUUGCGCUUGCAUUCCACGUUAUCAUUGGAAUUACGAUAAGCUUCACUGGUUUCAUUGGAAAUUUGAUAAUUUUUGUAAUGAAGCUUAAGAAGCGUCGCGAUCGGAAUGGAAUAGUGAUAUUAAUAUUAAAUGUGACAUUAAUGCUGUUAAUUGCAUCAUUUCUGCUGAUUUUGUUCAUCAUUGAUGACACUCAUCAUGAUUCUACAGGAUAUAUGCAGUGCCUUGUCAGGAAUUUCCUUCAACAAUUCUCAUUUACAUCGAAACUAUUUUCCUACAUCGCUUUAAUAAUUGUGGCUAGAUUUUAUCCAAAAUUAAGUACUAGAAAUGGAAUGUGUCUGGUUGUGAUUAUUUGGCUUGUUGCAUGCCUUUAUGGAUAUCCACAUUAUGACUAUGAAAUAGCAUUAGUUCCAUUAAAUGACGGAAAUUGGAAAAGUGUUUGCGCUCCAAUAAUUUAUCAAGGACAUGAACAUUCAUAUGCUAGAUAUCUCAUCACAAUGUUUACAUUCCAGCAUGUUGUUCCGGCAAUUGUAUAUAUUGCAAUUCUUAUCACGACAUUUAAUUGGGAGAAAAAUGCAAAUUCAUCGCAGAAUAGAAAUAUAUUCCUAUAUGCAGCAACACUUGGCUUUGUUUGUAACUUAUCAUUUGUUCCGGUCAUGGUUAUCAUAAUGGAGCUUUAUUUAUCAAUUGAAGUCAACUAUGGAUGGCUCAUAAUCAUGUCCUACUUGUCACACAUCCUGAUUGUCCUCAAUCCAAUCGUUUACUUCUAUUUUGAUAAAGGAUUAUUUAAGGAAGUUUGUGAAAUUUAUCGAGUCAUUGAUUUAAAACUUAAUGGAGAAGAAGAUCCGGAAUCAAUGGAAUCAGAGGAUACGCUGCGUAUUAUAAACAGUUAGAUUUUAAUAACAUUGACCUUGACAUGCAUGUACUUAAAUAUUAAAUUUGUAUUAUUUAAUAUCAGUAUUAGGAAAAAGAUGAGUUCAGUCUAGUGCUGUUAUCUGUGUUUGACUGUGACACAUUAUUGACAAGUUGAAUUGACACAUUAAACACUUAAUUUUAUCAAUCAAACUAUGAUCUUUUGGUUCUCUAAUGCUGUCAAGUUCAAUGAACACGACAAUUUGAAAAUUAUUAACUUUUUUAUGCAAAUUAAG
Messenger RNA from Chironomus riparius, 1319 nucleotides. The record is from the annotation of a GenBank genome assembly. NCBI's taxonomy places the organism in Eukaryota, Metazoa, Arthropoda, Insecta, Diptera, Chironomidae.